CGGCCCGUGCCUGGCACCGGCUGCGGCCCUGCUUCCAGCCGCCGUCAGUCCCGCGAGCGCUCGCCUCUCCUGCAGGGACUCGGUUGGCUCCAGCAUUCGGGCCCGAAGGCCAGAGCUGGGCCCCCUGGACCCCAAGGUGGGACCCCCCGUGACUGCCUGCCAUGAAGGUGCUCCUCCAGGUGCUCUGGCUUGCUCUAGCCUGCGGCUCUGUUCACACUACCCUGUCCAAGUCAGAUGCCAAAAAGGCCUCCACCAAGACACUGGUGGAGAAGACUCAGCUUUCGGAGAAGCCCGUCCAAGAUCGGGGUCUGGUGGUGACAGACCCCCGAGCUGAGGAUGUGGUCCUCGAGCAUCGCAGCUACUGCCCGGCGAAGGCCCGGGAGAGGCACUUUGCCGGGGACGUCCUGGGCUACGUCACUCCGUGGAACAGCCAUGGCUACGAUGUCGCCAAGGUCUUCGGGGGCAAGUUCACACAGAUCUCGCCCGUGUGGCUGCAGCUGAAGAGGCGUGGCCGUGAGAUGUUCGAGGUCACGGGCCUCCACGACGUGGACCAAGGGUGGAUGCGUGCGGUCAGGAAGCAGGCCAAGGGCCUACGUAUAGUGCCGCGGCUCCUGUUUGAGGACUGGACGCACGAGGACUUCCGGAACGUCUGGGACAGCGAGGACGAGAUAGAAGAGCUCAGCAAGACCAUGGUCCAGAUAGCCAGGAGCCAGCAUUUUGACGGCUUCGUGGUGGAGGUCUGGAGCCAGCUGCUGAGCCAGAAACAUGUGGGCCUCAUCCACAUGCUCACCCACAUGGCUGAGGCGCUGCACCAGGCCCGGCUGCUGGUCAUCCUGGUCAUCCCACCGUCCGUCACCCCUGGGACCGACCAGCUGGGCAUGUUCACACACAAAGAGCUGGAGCAGCUGGGCCCCGUGCUGGAUGGAUUCAGCCUCAUGACCUAUGAUUACCCCACCGCACAGCAGCCUGGCCCCAACGCACCACUGUCCUGGGUGCGAGCCUGUGUCCAGGUCCUGGACCCCAAGUCCAAGUGGCGGAGCAAGAUCCUCCUGGGUCUCAACUUCUACGGCAUGGACUAUUCAGCUUCCAGGGAUGCCCGCGAGCCUGUCAUUGGGGCCAGGUACAUCCAGACUCUGAAGGAGCACAGGCCCCGGAUCGUGUGGGACAGCCAGGCAGCAGAGCACUUCUUUGAGUACAAGAAAAGCCGAGGUGGGAAGCACACCAUCUUCUACCCGACGCUGAAGUCCUUGCAGGUGCGGCUGGAGCUGGCCAGGGAGCUGGGCGUCGGGCUGUCCAUCUGGGAGCUGGGCCAGGGCCUGGACUACUUCUAUGACCUGCUCUAGACCCAGCUCCAGAGCAGACAUGCUUUCUAAGCGAUGGAGCGACUUGUGAAAUACAGACUCCUCUCUCUUC
Messenger RNA from Miniopterus natalensis, 1413 nucleotides. It is a transcript of the gene CHID1, whose product is annotated as chitinase domain containing 1. Gene Ontology annotation, biological process: carbohydrate metabolic process. Gene Ontology annotation, molecular function: chitin binding; oligosaccharide binding. Gene Ontology annotation, cellular component: endomembrane system. Lineage: Eukaryota; Metazoa; Chordata; Mammalia; Chiroptera; Miniopteridae. The record is from RefSeq and is a predicted model, not a curated record.